Molecule: messenger RNA, 903 nt
Organism: Oncorhynchus kisutch (coho salmon)
Lineage: Eukaryota; Metazoa; Chordata; Actinopteri; Salmoniformes; Salmonidae
Product: dnaJ homolog subfamily C member 5-like
Exons: 5
Coding region: 134-712 (192 amino acids)
Source: RefSeq, a predicted model, not a curated record
ACUGCAAGUCCAUCGUCACCAUACACCUCACCAGGGAGGAAGAGGACUUCAACUGAGGACUUUGAUACCAUAAAGGAAUUAUAAGGAUAACUGCUGCAUAAAAUUAGGGAAGCUAGCAGGUAAUGGUGGUAGGAUGUCUGAACCAAGGCAGCGCUCUCUGUCCACCUCUGGAGAGUCUCUGUAUCAAGUGCUUGGGCUAGAAAAAGGCUGUACCCAUGAUGACAUCAAGAAGUCCUACAGAAAAUUAGCUCUGAGGUACCACCCGGACAAGAACCCUGACAACCCAGAGACAGCAGAGAAAUUCAAGGAGCUCAACAGCGCUAAUUCCAUUCUGUCAGACGUCACCAAGAGAAACAUUUAUGACAGCUACGGCUCCCUUGGCCUUUAUGUGGCCCAGCAGUUUGGAGAGGAGAAUGUCAACACCUACUUCAUGCUGUCUACCUGGUGGGCUAAGGGUCUCUUUGCCUUGUGUGGCGUGAUAACGGGGUGCUACUUCUGCUGCUGCCUGUGCUGCUGCUGUAACUGCUGCUGUGGAAAGUUGAAGCCCAUGCACCCCGGAGAGGGAACAGACAGCUAUGUCUCCCCUGAAGACCUGGAGGAGGAGAUCCGCCACGACAAGGAGACUGAUGUGGACACUCCGGUUGUGCACCAGCCAACUAAUGCCAGUGAAAAGACACAGUUGAUUGGGGACGGCCACCGAAGCUACACCUGAACCUGGACAUCUACAAACCGUAGAGAGGCACUAGACGACAUAAACACUACACAGUCCAUUGCUGUGUCAAUUACGUCAUUACAUUCUCUGUAAAUAAGUGCUUUUGGUUGUUUUUUUAUUUUUUAUUUUUUAUCUUGAUUUCUGUUUUCAUUGGAGGUAGUUGAUGUCGUUGUUCUCCUGCAAACUAAAUC